Molecule: messenger RNA, 11880 nt
Organism: Ochotona princeps (American pika)
Lineage: Eukaryota; Metazoa; Chordata; Mammalia; Lagomorpha; Ochotonidae
Gene: BPTF
Product: bromodomain PHD finger transcription factor
Exons: 32
Coding region: 354-9761 (3135 amino acids)
Biological process (GO): regulation of transcription by RNA polymerase II
Cellular component (GO): NURF complex
Molecular function (GO): RNA polymerase II cis-regulatory region sequence-specific DNA binding
Source: RefSeq, a predicted model, not a curated record
CUCGGCGCUCCCGCGCUCCCCCUAGCGGCCGUCGCGCCGCCUCGCUCCGUCCCAGGCUCGUCGGCGGCGCAGCUCACGUGACCGCGCUCCGGGCCUGCGGCCGCUGUCGGUUCUCCCAGUCACCGAGCGAGAGGGAAGAAACAAGAUGGCGGCUGAAGGCGAUCCGGAGUGGGGCCCCAGCAAUUCGGACUGAGCCUUCUCCCUCCACCCGCUGCCGUCGGCCGGGCCCCUCCCGCCCGGGCCCGCCGGCCUCCCCACCCGGCCCCAGCGCCCCCCACCACCGCCCUCGCGCCCGCCCCUCCCCCUCCGCUUUCCCUCUUCCCCCCCCUCCUCCCCGCCGCCUCGGCUCCGACAUGAGGGGCCGGCGGGGCAGGCCGCCCAAGCAGCCCGCGGCUCCCGCUGCGGAGCGCUGCGCCCCGGCCCCGCCGCCGCCGCCGCCGCCUCCGCCCACGUCCGGACCCAUCGGGGGGCUCCGCUCGCGGCACCGCGGCAGUAGCCGGGGCAGGUGGGCCGCCGCCCAGGCUGAGGUGGCGCCCAAGACGCGGCUGAGCUCGCCCCGGGGGGGCAGCAGUAGCCGGAGGAAGCCGUCGGCCCCCCCCAGCACCAGCACCCCGGGCCGGGGGGGGCGAGGAGGCGGGGGCGGCAGGACGGGGGGCGGCGGCGGCGGCCACGGCCACCUGGCCCGGACCACCCCGGCCCGGAGGGCCGUCAACAAAGUGGUGUACGAUGACCACGAGAGCGAAGAGGAGGAGGAGGAGGAGGAGGACAUGGUCUCCGAGGAGGAAGAGGAGGAAGAAGAGGAGGAGGACGGCAACGCCGAGGAGACCCAGGAUUCCGAGGACGACGAGGAAGAGGAGAUGGAGGAGGACGAGGAUGACUCGGAUUAUCCGGAGGACAUGGAAGACGACGACGACGACGCCAGUUACUGCACGGAAAGCAGCUUCCGGAGCCACAGCACCUACAGUAGCACUCCAGGUAGGCGGAAACCGAGAGCACAUCGGCCUCGUUCUCCAAUACUGGAAGAAAAAGAUAUCCCACCCCUUGAAUUUCCCAAGUCCUCUGAGGAUUUAAUGGUGCCUAAUGAGCAUAUAAUGAAUGUCAUUGCCAUUUACGAGGUACUGCGGAACUUUGGCACUGUUUUAAGACUGUCUCCUUUUCGCUUUGAGGACUUCUGUGCAGCUCUGGUGAGCCAGGAGCAGUGCACGCUCAUGGCCGAGAUGCACGUUGUGCUUCUGAAAGCAGUCCUGCGCGAGGAAGACACUUCCAAUACUACCUUUGGCCCUGCUGACCUGAAAGACAGUGUGAAUUCCACACUGUAUUUCAUAGACGGGAUGACGUGGCCCGAGGUGCUGCGGGUGUACUGUGAGAGUGACAAGGAGUACCAUCACGUGCUUCCUUACCAGGAGGUGGAGGACUAUCCCUAUGGACCCGUGGAGAACAAAAUCAAAGUCCUGCAGUUUUUGGUCGAUCAGUUUCUUACGACAAAUAUUGCUCGGGAGGAGUUGAUGUCAGAAGGAGUGAUCCAGUACGAUGACCACUGUAGGGUUUGUCACAAACUUGGGGAUUUACUUUGCUGUGAGACGUGUUCAGCAGUGUAUCAUUUGGAAUGUGUGAAGCCACCUCUGGAGGAGGUGCCGGAGGACGAGUGGCAGUGUGAAGUCUGUGUAGCACACAAGGUGCCUGGUGUGACUGACUGUGUUGCUGAAAUCCAAAAAAAUAAGCCGUACAUUCGACAUGAGCCCAUCGGAUACGACCGAAGCCGGAGGAAAUACUGGUUCUUAAAUCGGAGACUCAUAAUAGAAGAAGAUACAGAAAAUGAAAAUGAAAAGAAAAUUUGGUACUACAGCACAAAGAUUCAGCUUGCGGAAUUACUUGACUGUCUAGACAAAGAUUAUUGGGAAGCAGAACUUUGCAAAAUUCUAGAAGAAAUGCGUGAUGAAAUCCAUCGGCAUAUGGACAUUACUGAAGACCUGACCAAUAAGGCUCGGGGCAGUAACAAAUCCUUUCUGGCGGCAGCUAAUGAAGAAAUUUUGGAAUCCAUAAGAGCCAAAAAGGGAGAAGUUGAUGAUGAUAAAAGCCCAGAAGAUAUCGACAAAGACAAGAAUGAGACUGAGAACAGUAAUUGUAAAGAUGCUGAGAAAAGCAAAGAGGAGGUUGACGACCAGUCCCUUGACAAAGACAGUGACAGCAAGAUGCCUGACGCUCCUGAGCCAGGAAAAUCUGAGGAGCCAACAGAAGGUGGGGACAAAGUUAACUCUAUGUCAGCAAACCUUGGCGACAGCACAGCAGCUGCUGCUUCCCAGGAGACUAGGCCCUGUGAAGGGAGGAGCCCCCUGGCCUGUCUCUCAGAAACCCAGGAUAGCAGCACCAUGGCAGAGAAGAAGGCGGCAUCCGAGCUCCCCCAGGAUGUGCCAGAAGAACCUAACAAGACCUGUGACAGCAGUAACACUAGUCCUACCACUACCUCCAUUCAGCCUAAUCUGGAAAGCAGUCACAGCAGCACUGAAGUCAGUUCCUCCCCGAAUGACUCUGCUCAGGCAGCUGCUGAUCCUGACGGUGGAGAGCCAGCAUCCCAAACACCUGUCUCUGUUCAGGAAGAGAUAGGUGAUUUCAAAUCGGAGAAGUCCAACGGGGAGCUCAGUGAGUCACCUGGAGUGGGAAGAGGGGCAUCUGGCUCGACACGAAUCAUCACCAGGUUGCGGAACCCAGACAGCAAGCUCAGUCAGCUCAAGAGCCAGCAAGUGGCAGCCGCGGCUCAUGAGGCAAAUAAACUAUUUAAGGAGGGCAAAGAGGUAUUGGUUGUUAACUCACAAGGAGAAAUUUCUCGGUUGAGCACCAAAAAGGAAGUAGUCAUGAAAGGAAAUAUCAACAAUUAUUUUAAAUUGGGUCAAGAAGGGAAGUAUCGCGUGUACCACAAUCAGUACUCCACCAAUUCAUUUGCUUUGAAUAAGCACCAGCACAGAGAGGAUCAUGACAAGAGGCGACAUCUUGCACAUAAGUUCUGUCUGACUCCAGCAGGAGAGUUCAAGUGGAAUGGCUCUGUCCAUGGCUCCAAAGUCCUCACCAUCUCCACCCUGAGACUGACCAUCACCCAGCUGGAAAACAACAUCCCUUCUUCCUUUCUUCAUCCCAAUUGGGCUUCACACAGGGCAAAUUGGAUCAAGGCAGUUCAGAUGUGUAGCAAACCCAGAGAAUUUGCACUGGCUUUAGCCAUUUUGGAGUGUGCAGUUAAACCAGUUGUAAUGCUACCAAUAUGGCGCGAAUCCUUAGGACAUACCAGGUUGCACAGGAUGACAUCAAUUGAAAGAGAAGAAAAGGAGAAAGUCAAAAAAAAGGAGAAAAAGCAAGAAGAGGAAGAAACAAUGCAGCAAGCUACAUGGGUAAAAUACACAUUUCCCGUGAAACAUCAGGUUUGGAAACAGAAAGGAGAGGAAUACAGAGUAACAGGAUAUGGUGGCUGGAGCUGGAUUAGUAAAACUCAUGUCUAUAGGUUUGUCCCAAAAUUGCCAGGCAAUACGAAUGUGAAUUAUAGGAAGACAUUAGAAGAAACUGCUAAUAAGGUGGAUGAAAAUAUGGAUGAGUCAGAUAAAAAGAAAAGCCCACGAAGUCCCAAAAAAAUAAAAAUGGAACCUGACUCUGAGAAAGGUGAAGUGAAAGAUGCUGCCCAAGGAGCAGCCCAGAGUGAAAUGGACAUCUCCAAGAGUACUGAGAAGGACCAAGAUGUGAAAGGGCUUUUAGAUUCUGACCAUAAUAAAUCCUUCAAGGAAGAACCAAUGGAAAUAGAUGAUGUGAAAACAGAAUCACCUACGAAUUGUCAGGAAAGUUCUCCAGUAGAUGUGGUCAAUGUCAGUGAGGGUUUUCAUCUAAGGACUUGUUACAAAAAGAAAGCAAAGUCAUCUAAACUAGAUGGACUUCUCGAAAGGAGAAUUAAACAAUUUACACUGGAAGAAAAACAGCGCCUUGAAAAAAUGAAGCUGGAAGGUGGAAUUAAAAGUCUGGGAAAAUCUCCUACAAGUUCUUUGAAAAGUCUCUCUGAGUCUCCUGUAACGACAGUAAAAGAAGAGGAUCAGAGUGACUUGCAUAAACAGGAGCACAGCCCUACUGCAAGCUCUGAUAAAUGUGAGGACUUGAUCCCAGAACGUUCACAAAAUGAUUCCUGCAUUCUUGAAACUGGUGAUCCUAGGCACACCCCAAAUAAGCUUUACCCGAAAGAGUCGGUAUCCAAUGAUGUCUCCAUGCAGAGCCCAGCAAUAAGCUCUCAGAAACAAAAUUCUGUCAACAAUGACACAGAUGAGAAUCUCCCUGACUCUGCCAGUAAGGACCAGGAGCCCAGUAACAUCAAAACAAAAGAAAGUGAUUAUUUCAUUGAUGAUUCUAAGUUAGUGAGUGCACGUUAUGUCCCUACUUUGGGUCAUCAGAAAAGAGCUCUCGUACAAGACGAGAAUGACACUGUCUCUCCUUCCAAGGACAGCUUCCUUCCUUCCACACCUAAAAGCACGAAAGCCAUGGACUUGGAAGGAAAGCUGGGAUGUGACUCUGAAUGUAAUAGCACCUUGGAGAAUAGUUCUGAUACAAUGUCUGUCCAGGAUAGCAGUGAAGAGGACAUGGUUGUCCAAAAUAGCACUGAAAGUGUUCCUGAACACAUGACUCAAGAACAAAGUAUUGAGAACUUGGAGCCGUUGAAACAUCAGUUUGCUUCUGGUAAGUCCACUGGAAACUGUGAUGACAGGCUACAGGGUAAGGUAACCGAAGCUAAUGGUAAAAAGACAGGUCAACAGAAGAACUUAGAGGAGAGACCAGUUAAUAAAUGUAUUGAUCAAGUAAAUCUCAAAAAUACAACUGACAGAAGGAAUAAUGAAAACCGAGAGUCUGACAAGAAAGGACAGAAAGCAAGUGCUCUUCAGAUGAAUGGUAAAGAGAAAGCUAAAGUCCAUUUGAAAAGUGAAAGCUUGAAAGAUAUUUCUGAGAGUAAAGUAGUGGUUGGUAAUGUUGAACGAAAGGUUAAUAAUAUAAAUAAAAUAAUCCCUGAAAAUGAUAUUAAGUCUCUGACUGUUAAAGAGUCUGCUGUAAAGCCAUUCGUUAAUGGUGAUGUCAUCAUGGAAGAUUGUAAUGAAAAAGUCAUCUCAGAAGCAGAGUCACAUUUGCCAGGUUCUUUAGAUACUGAAAAUAACUACCGAGAUAGCGCAGGGAGCUUGCCACCAACCAAAGAGUGUGACCGUACACAGACAGCCGCACCUCCACCAAUGUAUUCAGAAAAAAAUUCAGCAAGUCAGGUAGAAGAUAUGGAAAUCGAAACCUCAGAAGUGAAGCAGGUUACUCCAUCACCCAUUACUUCUGGAGAAGAAUCGAAUCUCAGUAAUGACUUUGCUGAUGAAAACAGUCUGCCCAACAUCAAUGGAGACUCCAAAAGAAAAACUGUCAUCACAGAAGUUACUACGAUGACAUCUACAGUGGCCACAGAGUCAAAAACUGUUAUCAAAGUAGCAAAAGGUGAUCAUCAGACUGUGGUCUCUUCCACAGAAAAUUGUGCCAAGUCCACGGUCACCACCACCACCACCACAGUGACAAAGCUUUCCACACCCUCCACAGACAGCAGCGUAGACAUCAUCUCUGUUCAAGAACAGAGCAAAACUGUGGUCACCACGACAGUGACAGACUCACUGACCACUGCAGGAGGCACCCUGGUGACAUCAAUGACAGUGAGCAAAGAGUAUUCCACAAAAGACAAAGUCAAACUGAUGAAAUUUUCAAGACCGAAGAAGGCUCGUUCAGGUACAGCUCUGCCAUCCUAUAGAAAAUUUGUUACCAAGAGCAGCAAGAAAAGCAUAUUUGUUCUACCUAAUGAUGACUUAAAAAAGUUGGCCAGAAAAGGAGGAAUCCGAGAAGUCCCUUAUUUUAAUUACAAUGCCAAACCUGCCUUGGAUAUUUGGCCAUAUCCUUCUCCUAGACCCACCUUUGGUAUCACUUGGAGGUAUAGACUUCAAACUGUAAAGUCCUUAGCUGGAGUGAGCCUGAUGCUACGGUUAUUGUGGGCAAGCUUGAGAUGGGAUGACAUGGCAGCCAAGGCUCCUCCAGGGGGAGGGACCACCCGCACAGAAACAUCUGAAACUGAAAUCACAACAACAGAAAUAAUUAAAAGGCGAGAUGUUGGUCCGUAUGGCAUUCGAUCUGAAUAUUGCAUCAGGAAAAUCAUUUGCCCCAUUGGAGUUCCUGAAGCACCAAAAGAAACACCUACACCUCAGAGGAAAGGCCUUCGAUCCAGUGCACUGCGGCCAAAGAGACCAGAGACACCCAAGCAGACUGGCCCUGUAGUUAUUGAAACCUGGGUAGCAGAGGAAGAGUUGGAAUUAUGGGAGAUCAGGGCCUUUGCUGAGAGAGUGGAGAAAGAAAAGGCGCAAGCAGCUGAGCAGCAGGCUAAGAAACGUUUGGAGCAGCAGAAACCUACUGUCAUUGCAGCUUCCACAACUUCCCCAACCAACAGUACAAGCAGCACCAUCUCUCCGGCCCAGAAAGUGAUGGUGGCCCCCAUAAGUGGCUCAGUCACAACUGGAACUAAAAUGGUACUGACUACUAAGGUUGGAUCUCCAGCUACCGUAACAUUCCAGCAAAACAAGAACUUCCACCAGACCUUUGCUACAUGGGUUAAGCAAGGCCAGUCCAAUUCAGCCACCAGCACAGCUGCCACAUCUGCUCCAACCAUUGCCAGCACAGGUCAGACGUUCCAAAUUACAGGCAGUCCAGUCACUAUGGCAGGAAAAGUAAUUACCAAACUGCCACUUCCUGCAAACAGCAAGAUUGUCGCUGUAAAUGUGCCAGCAACACAAGGAGGUGUAGUUCAAGUGCAGCAGAAAGUCCUGGGUAUCAUUCCGUCCAGCACAGGGGCCAGUCAGCAGACCUUUACGUCUUUCCAACCCAGGACGGCCACAGUCACGAUCAGGCCCAACACCUCCGGUGCGUCGGGAGCCACCAGCACGUCACAAGUCAUCACAGGGCCUCAAAUCCGCCCCGGGAUGACAGUGAUUAGGACACCCCUCCAGCAGUCAACACUAGGGAAGGCAAUUAUUCGAACCCCUGUGAUGGUGCAGCCAGGGGCUCCUCAGCAGGUGGUGACUCAGAUCAUCAGGGGACAGCCUGUCUCCACUGCAGUCUCUGCCCCCAGCACGACCUCCUCGACACCUGCGCAGAAAACCCUGACUUCGGGAACACCCCCUGCAAGUGCACAGCCCACAGCCUCCCCAGCCCCUCGCCCCCAGCAAGGACAGGUGAAGCUGACCAUGGCUCAGCUCACUCAGCUAACACAGGGCCACGGCGGCAAUCAAGGUUUGACAGUAGUAAUUCAAGGACAAGGUCAAACUACUGGACAAUUGCAGUUAAUACCUCAAGGGGUAACUGUUCUCCCUGGUCCAGGACAGCAGCUCAUGCAAGCUGCCAUGCCCAAUGGCACCGUUCAGCGAUUCCUGUUCACCCCAUUGGCAACGACAGCCGCAACGGCCAGUACCACCACCACAACCACUGUUUCCACCACUGCAGCAGGUACAGGUGAACAAAAACAGAGUAAAUUAUCACCCCAGACCCAGGUGCAACAAUCCCAAACCCUGCCACCAUCUCAGGCAUCAAGUGUGAGUCCUCCAGGAGCCCAGCCACAGACUGUUCAGCCUGCAGCUCAGCCCCCACCCCAGUCCCAACCCCAGUCCCCAACUCAGCCUGAAGUUCAGACCCAGCCUGAAGUUCAGACCCUAACAACUAUCGCAUCCCAGGUCCCUUCCGAAGCACAGCCCACCCAGGUACAGUCAUCCCAACCCCAGGGGACAGCACAGUGUCAGCCUCCAAGCACUGUCCAAGGACAGUCUCCUGUUCGUGUCCAGAGUCCACCACAGACCCGAAUCCGUCCAUCAACUCCAUCCCAAGUGUCUCCUGGACAGCAAUCCCAGGUUCAGACUCCAACCUCACAACCGAUUCCAAUUCAGCCACAUACAUCUCUUCAGAUACCUUCCCAAGGCCAGCCACAGUCACAACCCCAGGUACAGUCUUCAACUCAAACUCUUUCAUCAGGACAAACGUUAACUCAAGUUACUGUUUCAUCCCCAUCACGGCCUCAGCUCCAAAUCCAGCAGCCACAGCCCCAAGUCCUAGCUGUGCCUCCGCUGCAACCACAAGUCCAGGUUCUCUCUCAGAUCCAGCCACAGGUUGUGGCUCAAAUACAGGCUCAGCAAGGUGGUGUGCCCCAGCAAAUCAAACUGCAGUUGCCUAUUCAAAUUCAGCAAAGCACUGCUGUGCAGACGCACCAGAUUCAGAAUGUGGUCACAGUGCAGGCAGCCAGUGUACAGGAGCAGUUGCAAAGGGUUCAGCAACUCAGGGAUCAGCAGCAAAAGAAGAAACAGCAGCAGAUAGAAAUUAAGCGGGAACACACCCUCCAAGCUUCUAACCAAAGUGAAAUCAUUCAGAAACAGGUGGUGAUGAAACAUAAUGCUGUCAUAGAACAUUUAAAACAGAAAAAGACCAUGACUCCAGCUGAGAGAGAAGAGAAUCAAAGAAUGAUUGUCUGUAACCAGGUGAUGAAGUAUAUAUUGGAUAAGAUAGAUAAAGAAGAAAGACAGGCAGCGAAAAAACGGAAGCGUGAAGAGAGCGUGGAACAGAAACGUAGCAAACAGAAUGCUAGCAAGCUCUCAGCUCUGCUGUUCAAGCACAAAGAGCAACUCAAAGCGGAAAUACUCAAAAAGAGAGCGCUUCUGGACAAAGACCUCCAGAUCGAAGUGCAGGAAGAGCUGAAAAGAGAUCUGAAACUUAAGAAGGAGAAGGACAUGAUGCAGGCAGUGCAGGCCACAGCAGCCGUUGCCCCACCGCCCCCAGUGGCAGCAGCUCCACCAGCCCCUCCUCCUUCGCCUCCCCCCGCGCCCCCUCUGCAGCACCCAAGCCUGCUGUCCACACCCACCUUGCCUGCAGCUUCCCAAAAGAGGAAGCGAGAAGAGGAGAAAGACUCAAGUUCCAAGUCCAAGAAGAAGAAAAUGAUCUCUACUACCUCAAAGGAAACCAAGAAGGACACAAAGCUUUACUGUAUCUGUAAAACACCUUACGACGAGUCUAAGUUCUAUAUUGGCUGUGAUCUUUGUACUAACUGGUAUCAUGGAGAAUGUGUUGGCAUCACAGAAAAGGAGGCUAAGAAAAUGGAUGUGUACAUCUGUAAUGAUUGUAAACGGGCACAAGAGGGCAGCAGUGAGGAAUUGUACUGUAUCUGCAGAACACCUUAUGAUGAGUCGCAAUUUUAUAUUGGCUGCGAUCGGUGUCAGAACUGGUACCAUGGGCGCUGCGUUGGCAUCCUGCAGAGUGAGGCAGAGCUCAUUGAUGAGUAUGUCUGUCCACAGUGCCAGUCGACAGAGGAUGCCAUGACAGUGCUCACGCCACUCACUGAGAAAGAUUACGAGGGCUUGAAGAGGGUGCUGCGUUCCUUACAGGCCCACAAGAUGGCCUGGCCUUUCCUUGAACCGGUAGACCCUAAUGACGCUCCUGAUUACUAUGGAGUCAUUAAGGAACCUAUGGACCUGGCAACUAUGGAAGAAAGAAUACAAAGACGAUACUAUGAAAAGCUAACAGAAUUCGUUGCGGAUAUGACCAAAAUUUUUGAUAACUGUCGCUACUACAAUCCAAGUGACUCCCCCUUUUACCAGUGUGCGGAAGUUCUUGAAUCCUUCUUUGUACAGAAGUUGAAAGGCUUCAAGGCCAGCAGGUCUCAUAACAACAAACUGCAGUCUACAGCUUCUUAAAGUUCAGCGUGUUAAUCUAACAUAAGACACAGCAAGAGUCUGCUUGUCUGAACUAUUUUAAGUUAAGGAGCCAGAUGUUUCUAGUCAGGUUCUCCUGACAAGGCUUGACCUACACUUCGUUUUUAUUGGUCGUAACAGUCCAAUUAUAUUCUUGGCCAAUUUUGUCCAACGGACAAGGGAAAAAGCAAAGUCAACGACACCAUUAUCUUGUCAAGAUCAAAUGGUUUUACUAUUGUGGCAGAAGUGAGAAAACUUUGUUUAUUUAAAAAAAAUAAGAAAAGAAAAGAAAAAAGAAAGCCAGAAAAAAACAGUUACUAUGGGGUCCAGUGUAACUCCAUGGAAAUGCCACGUCCGCUCUUCAGUGAAGAAGCUGGUUCAGAGUCUCACAGGAAACUUCUGACUAUUUAUUUAUUGUUGCAAAAAAGACGCUUUUUUAUUGCUGCCCUCAUUUGUCAGCUAAUUAUUUUUUCUGAUAAACUCCAGCCCCGGUUCCGUGUAACCCAUCCCGUCUCCCGUCACGAUUCCUGUAGGCAAAAGUUCAAGACAACCUCUAGAUGUCUUUUCUUUCUAUGAAAGGAGCUGCUAUGUACACACGUGCACACACACACACACACACACACAUGCGCGACUUGGAAUCAACAGUGAGUUUCUUGUUCAUGGUAGAUGAGAAUUAAGCUUGCAUAAAGGUUGGGCUGAGCGGUCCUGGACUACAGACUCUGUUGCCUUGAAUAUACCAGUACCAUUUGUCAUUGGCUCUGCACCAGGCUAAAAUGAGUAAAAUCUAUUUGAAGGUAUCUUGUUUGUAAACAUUUGUCAGAUUCUAAUUUCUUCUUUUUGUAUUAAAAUUCAACUAUGGAUGUAUAUGAAACAAAAUAAAUGGAGAUGGUUUUUCUCCCACAGAUGGAGGUGUCUUUGAGUGUGCGCUAAUGCUCAUCUGUCAGCCUUCAUGGGGCAAGGGAGGGCUGCAGGCGGGGCGAGGCGCAAGGAGUCGCUCGCACCUGGGCCUUGAGGGUCAUGAGUGGCCCUUCAUUUUUACUUCCCAGUCCACUGUCCCAUGUCAGAGAACAAUCUUCAGGGGUGCUAAUCCUGGUGCAUCAGUCGCUCAUCCUGAUGAUAAUGGCAGUGUGACAAAGCACACAUUGCCUUCCUGUGUCCAUUCUGUGAUACCAAGCAAAUUCUUGGUUGCACACAUUUUAUGAAGGACCUUUGUAGCUGUUGUCAUCUUCUUUGUAUUUUUCCGUUUGUUGGUCGGGCUUGUGGUUCACUUCUUUGUUCCACAAAAGGAAAAGUAGUGUGAGCAGAAGGGAAAAUACAGAACACACAACUGUGGAGGGCGUAUUGGCAUGUCUCCUUUCUGUGUUCUAAACAUACCCAUUGCACACUGCAUUGUAGUACUAGCUUCUGUGAAAUCCUCCGUAGUCGGAUUACGCAGCUUUGCAAGAAUUGUCCUCGAUUUUGCACUGACUCAUACUUGCUUUGUCCUGUUGACUCCUGCAACUUACCCAGUUAUAAUUGUUUCUACAAGUUUCCUUUUGUUUAAUGUUUCCCUGCUAUGCAAACUCUUUCUUAGACCUUAGUUUCUUAAAAAGAACGAUGUUGCUACAGUUCCCCAAUUCUUUCUUACUACUACAGGCUCAGGUGUGCAGGUUAUUCUGGGUUAAUUUUAUCUAAUGAUGCCCAUUCCUUUUUGUACAUAAAAAUAUUACUUAGAUCUAUGCUUACAGACUAAGAGACUAAUUGCUCAGUAUGGAAACAUAGAAGCAAAGUUUUGCUUAAAAUAUUAAAGCGGAAUUAGUUAAAUAUGGAUUAUUUUGUCCUUUUAAAAAAUUGUUACAUAUUGUAUGCACUGUGCUGAUGCAAGAAUUCCACAUUUUAAUGAAUUAUGAAAUUAUUCUGCAUCUCAUCACGUCACAGUAUUUCUGUACUAUUUAUUCAUAUAUAUAUAUAUAAAUAUAUAUGGGCGUAAUCAUUUAAAACUUGUUGCGGCAAGAACUUUCCUACCUGUAGGCAAUAGAUUGCUAUGUUUUUAACAAAUUGUUGCAAAUCCUAAACAGCAAUUCUUUUUGUACGUAAUAGGACAUUUCAUCCUAGAAAAAAUAAAGUAAUGUUUUUGACAUUG